Molecule: messenger RNA, 6561 nt
Organism: Hippoglossus stenolepis (Pacific halibut)
Lineage: Eukaryota; Metazoa; Chordata; Actinopteri; Pleuronectiformes; Pleuronectidae
Product: calcium/calmodulin-dependent protein kinase type II subunit beta
Biological process (GO): protein phosphorylation
Cellular component (GO): cytoplasm; neuron projection
Molecular function (GO): ATP binding; calmodulin binding; calcium/calmodulin-dependent protein kinase activity
Source: RefSeq, a predicted model, not a curated record
CUCUUCACCGCUCAGACCUGCUGAUGGGCGGAGCUUCACUCUGAAACACAACCUCCUGUAUUCUGGCUUUUCAUUUUCCUCUGAGCUCAACCAGAGAGAGAGUCAGAGAGAGAGAGAGUUAGAGAGAGAGAUAGAUAUAUAUAGAGAGAGAGACAGAGAGAGAGAGUCAGAGAGGCAGAGAGACAGACAGACAGAUAGAGAGAGAGACAGAAAGAGACACAGACAGUGAGAGAGACAGAGAGAGAGUGAGAGACAGAGAGAGUCAGAGAGAGAGAGACACACAGAGAGAGAGAGACAUGGCCACAACAACCUGCACGCGUUUUACAGACGAGUUUCAGCUGUACGAGGAGCUGGGCAAGGGAGCCUUUUCAGUGGUGCGCAGAUGUGUGAAGCUGUGCACCGGACAGGAGAAUGCCGCCAAAAUAAUCAACACCAAAAAGUUAUCUGCAAGAGAUCACCAGAAGCUGGAGCGAGAGGCUCGGAUUUGUCGCCUGUUGAAACACCCAAACAUCGUUCGUCUUCAUGACAGUAUAUCAGAGGAGGGCUUCCACUACCUCCUGUUUGACCUGGUGACCGGAGGUGAACUGUUCGAGGACAUCGUAGCCAGAGAAUAUUACAGCGAGGCCGACGCCAGUCAUUGCAUCCAGCAGAUCCUGGAGGCGGUGCUUCACUGCCAUCAAAUGGGCGUGGUGCACCGGGACCUGAAGCCAGAGAACCUGCUCCUGGCAAGCAAAUGUAAGAACGCUGCCGUGAAGCUGGCCGACUUCGGCCUGGCCAUCGAGGUGCAGGGGGAUCAGCAGGCCUGGUUCGGAUUUGCUGGCACACCGGGUUACCUCUCCCCCGAGGUCCUGAGGAAGGAGGCAUAUGGCAAACCUGUGGACAUCUGGGCCUGCGGGGUGAUCCUCUACAUCCUGCUGGUGGGUUACCCCCCUUUCUGGGAUGAGGACCAGCACAAGCUGUACCAGCAGAUCAAGGCUGGGGCCUACGAUUUCCCUUCUCCUGAGUGGGACACGGUCACCCCAGAGGCCAAGAACCUGAUCAACCAGAUGCUCACUAUCAACCCAGCCAAGAGGAUCACAGCUCAGGAGGCCCUCAAGCACCCAUGGGUCUGCCAACGAUCCACAGUGGCGUCCAUGAUGCACAGACAGGAGACCGUGGAGUGCCUGAAGAAAUUCAACGCCAGGAGGAAACUCAAGGGGGCCAUUCUUACCACCAUGCUGGUUUCUCGAAAUUUCUCUGUGGGCAGCAGGCAGACCACCGCUCCGGCCUCCGUCACGGCGGCCGCGGCAGCAGUGGCUGCAGCCGCCGGCACAACCGCAGGGCUGGUGGAACAAGCGAAGACCUUGCUCAACAAAAAGGCAGAUGUCAAGCCCCAGACAAACAGCACCAAAAACAGCAUAGUCACCAGCCCCAAAGGAAACACCUCUUCACCUGCUCUGGAACCUCAGACAACCGUCAUCCAUAAUCCAAUAGAUGGAACAAAGGAGUCGUCAGACAGCAGCAACACCACCGUGGAGGACGAGGACGUGAAAGGGAAGAGCUUAGACAACAGCUCGCUUAAGGCGCAGUCCAGCACAAGCUCCCAGCCCGAGAGCUCUCAGGGUUCCUCGGCUGCCGUGCACUCCGCUGCAAAGUUUGCUGACCUGCUGGGCUCGGUGCGUAGGGGCUCAGGGCCCGUGUCCGACGGCGAAGGGAGAACCGACACGCCGCCUCCCGCUGUCUUCUCAGCCCCCUCCCCUCCGCACACCCCGGCCGUCCCCAUGCAGAUGUCCCGGCUCACCGACCUGGUAAGCAGCGUCCGCAGGGUGCCAGUGGCCCCUGCGCCUGAGAGUGAUGCUGCGCCGGCCCCUAGCGCCAGGGCCGCCCCUCCACCUGCACACUCCAUCUCCCCACCUCCCUCACUCCCCUCAGCCCCCCUGUCCUCCUCCCAGACGCGCAAACAAGAAAUCAUCAAGAUCACCGAGCAGCUGAUAGAGGCCAUCAACAACGGAGACUUCGAGGCAUAUGCUAAGAUCUGCGACCACGGGCUGACUUCCUUCGAGCCGGAGGCGCUGGGCAACCUGGUGGAGGGGAUGGACUUCCACAGAUUUUACUUUGAGAACCUUUUGGCCAAGAACAGCAAACCCAUCCACACAACCAUCCUCAACCCCCACGUCCACCUGAUCGGCGAGGACGCCGCCUGCAUCGCUUACAUCCGCCUGACUCAGUACGUGGACAGCCAGGAUCGGCCGCGCUCCAGCCAGUCGGAGGAGACUCGCGUCUGGCAUCGCAGGGACAGCAAGUGGCAGAACAUCCACUUCCACUGCUCAGGCGCACCGGCCGCGCCGCUCCAGUGAGGUUUGAAUCCCGUAGUUUUGUCUGUGAGGAGUCUGCUGGAAGAAGAAGAAGAAGAGGAAGAGGAGGAUGAGGAGGAGGAGGAGGAGGAGGAGGAAGAGGAAAAAGAACAGUGUCGGUUUGGGGGCCCCUCGCCCUCCAACAACUAACCCCUCCCUCAAACGGACGCCCCGGCCUCCACCCCCAGCAUGCAUCUCUUCUUUUACAACUCCUCCUGCCCCCCCGUCACCUUCUGACGACCAUCACACAGCCACUCAGCGUCCCACACACUGGGAGAUGGGGGGGUUUGGGGGGGGUUCAGCACUUGUGUGAUUCCUCCGUCCUGUGGUCUCUUCUCUGUCCCCACAAAUCUUCUGUGACCCCCUGUGAAUCCACACUUGUGUGACUUAAACACUGCACUGGAAAUACAGUAUGUAAAGUUUUAAGUAAAAAUCUAUUAUUAUCAUUACUAUAUUAUUAUAAUUCAUAUAAUUAUUAUUACACAUGUAUAUGUCAUUUGUAUAAUUCAGAAUUCUUGAUGCCAGUGGUUUUUAGAGUUGAAGGAUUUUGUUUUUUUGUUUUUCUCGAUCUUUUUAAGGAAGCAUGUUUUUCCCCAUAUUAACAGUGGCUGUUUUUUAUUGUGGCUAUUAAGUGGAAAAUUAUAUUUGGCAGUUUUUGUAAUUUGCCUCCUGUACGUUAGCUAUGAUACUUCGCCCAAACUCAUGGUCGACAUGUUUUUAUCUUUCUGAUUAGUUUUUUUGGGGGUUCUUUUGGAAGCAGUGCCUGAUGAGUGUCACGUGAAGGUGGAGUGUGAGUCCUUGUAUGAAUGUGUGUGUGCGUGUUACGUCCUGAGUCCUGAUGAUAAUGGCUCUGUACAGGGGGAGGAGCCUGUUUGUGUGUGAGCGGCCGGACGUGGGGUCUCGUCUCGCUCAGUGGCUUCCUGUUUCAGACGUAUGCAUCGUAUACAAUAUGAGUUUUAUCGUGUAUUUUACGUUUCCACGCUGUAAAGACGGAAUGUUGUGAUGAUGAAGGUUUAAAGAACGAAGCAGCAGAGUGAGGAUGAAGAAGAAGCGUCGCUGCCACCAGGGGGAAUCUUUCUUUUUAAUUAAAACUAAGAAAAAUGUUUUAAUAUAACAAGAUACUUAAUGUUCGAGGGACAUUUUUUGUAAAGACAAAACUAAUUUUGCUUCAAUCAAAAAAAAAACUACGACUGCAGAUCUCAUCUCAUUAUAUAGACAGAAAGUAUUUUUAUCUUCCAUGUCGAAAAAGAGGAAAUAUCUCAGCCAAUGACUUUAAGAAGAUUACAUUCAAUUUUCAAUGGAUAUUUUGAGCCUUUGAUUGAUUUACAGUAUUAGAAACUUUAACAAGUCAAGGUUUUACAUAUUUUGCUUUUAAUAUUUUCAAAAUAGUUGCAUUUGAAAAGGUGGAGCACUUUUAACAAUUAAUGAUAAAUGAGUUCUGUCUUCUUACUAAAAGUCUAAAAACAUAGUUAACAACUCAAUAACAGAUGAAGAAACAAAAUCCUAAAACACUGAAUGCAUAAAGUUAUUCCUCAUUAUACCAACAUGACUCAAUGAAAAUUAAAUAAGCACAAUAACAUCAAAGUAUCUUGUAAAUAUUAAAACAGGGUUUUUCUUUUUUCUUUAAAAAGCACUUUUAGUUUUUUGCUGACCUGAACCUCUCUGACCUCUGAGCCGCUCAGCGUCGCCUCCUCCUGUUGAUGUUGUUUUUUAAAUUCUUCUGAAAAAGAUGCUCGGGGAGAGGAGGAGGGGGCGGGGAUGCCCUGCUGGUGGCUCCUGCUGUCGCUAGGCAACGGCUGAAUACCCCGCUCGAAGCACAGCGGCUCGUUUUCCAUUAAAAGUCGAGAUAUUUUUUAAUUCUCUCAAUUCUCGGCGGCGUCUGGAACAGCAGCGGCAGCAGGUCUUUUUUUAAAGUGGAAAGAAAGGAUCCCUGCGGAGGCCUUGACCUUUCUCGCCUCCGAAGCCACAAUGGAGCUGCUGCAUGUUGUACAAAGCACACACACCCACACUUCACAGUCCAUAUCAGUGAUGACAAUUAACACGUGUAUGUGUGUGUUUGUGUGUGUGGUUGAGGCCUCUACUAGUGGGAGGAUGUUGUCUGCAGAUGUCAGGGAUGCACACGGCCGCUCUGUUCUGUUCUGUGGUUCCUCAUUUCAGCACAGUCCUUCGCCACGGGGUGUAAUAUUUGUGUGUGCAAGCAUGUACAGUACAUCCAUUGCUCUGAUUGUGUAUUUUUUUUUACAAGCCUGGGAGUGGGGUGUGUGUUACAUUUUGGAGUUGUGUGAUUUUUAGCAGACGAUGAGAGGAGAAGGCUUUAUUUCAGAGGACAUAUCAGUCCGCUGCCUUCAGCCCAGGACGUAAUUUUUUUAGUUUUCUCAUGAUUUGAACUUGAUAUUUUCUCAUGUUUUUACUCGUUGACUCGUGUCACAGUGAAGUUUUAUCAGCUUCUCGUGGUGUAAAGUGCUCGUGCCAGGGGGCGUGGCCCCGGAUGAUACGGAUGGAGACUCUGCUCCACUGAAAAAUUUAGAUUUUGGUCGGAGCGUAACUUUUGCUCGUCCACCAUUGGCUGCCGGGGGCGGUUUGUCUCGUCCCUGUAUCGGUCGGGCCGAGACAUGGAGAGACCGGGCGGCCGGUGUUUGGUGAAAAGUCCUCAGGUUUCUAUUUAUUUGGAAUAUUUAUUUAUUUAUUUUAGUGAAUAUUUGUAUUGUGCUGACAGUUUUCCUCAUGCACUUGUGCAGGUGCUGUCUGUUGUUCAGGGGACUCGGCUCCGUGUAGGACAGCACUGAUUUUAAAGGGAUAGUACACCCAAGUUGCAUCCUGCAUGUGUUUUCUCUGUAACGACCAACAUGGUGUGAAUUUAUUUUUGUCUUUUCUCUGCGACUUCAGAUCUACGCUGGUUUUGAAAUGAUUUAUUCAGUUUUACGGUGUCUUUUCUUUUCUUCCUCUGAAGUCCCAUCACCACCUUGCCACAGUGGUAAUCUAUUACUUUAAAUCUCAUGUGAUGCAGGACUAGGAUUUUGUGUGAACUUUCCCUCCAAAGGCUUCAUUGCAUUUUUUUUUCAAAUGUAGGUUUUUAUUUUCAAGGUGAACCACUGAGUCGUCGUGUUGUGACGAUGUUCAUGUCUCGUUGACCCUGACGUGAUCGUGAAAGGUCGAAGGUCAAAGGUUUCCCGAAGGCGUUCACGUGUGAUCGUGCUCAUAAACAAACACCUCGUCCUCCUCGUACAAAAAAAAAGAAGAAAUAGCAGCAUGCACAGUACAAAUGUGUCGUUCUCCUGUUCUCCUUAUCGUGUUUUCUAGCCUUUGAACAUCAGUUUCAUAAGAGUCACAUAUUUAAAAACGAGGGCGUACACAGUGUUACACAACUGCGACUAAAGAAGUUUUCUUUGCAUGACAGUCAACAGGACACUUUGUUUUUUUUUAUUUGGGUGUUUUCCUUUUUACUUGGUUUCACCUUUUCUACUGAAUGCUGGUAUACUCGACCUUUCUCUAUCUAUUUUCUCAGCUUUUUAAGUGCAUAUAACUAUUUUUGUCUCCAGAUGAUAUAACGAAGAUGAUUAAUGAUGAUUAUAUUAAUGACUGUGGCACUGAGGAAGACGAUGUCGAAGGCGAUGAUGAUGAAGAUUGUUUUGCAUGCUGUUCUACGGGGCUCUGUGUUGUCAGUGCAGGACUCCAGCAGGGGGCGCAGUCUCACAAAGUAAAGCACAAACAGACUUAGCUGCACUAUAAGUUCAUUUUAGAGGCAAAUCCAACAGAGCAUCCAGGUGUAGAGUAAGAAACCAGCUUCCAUGAGGAUUAUUGAUCACAGUAGUGACCUGUGUACCAACACCACUUAUAGAUCAGGAUCCUGUGUCACUUAUCAGAACUACAAUCAUGACUGGAAAUGAUUUACUGUGCAGAUAUAAAGCACAUCUGCCUCCUCUAGGGUUUUUAAAGUCAUCCUCGUUCUCCAGUGACUAAGUUGCACUGACAACACUGAGUUGUUUCUUUCUCUUCGUCGGGCGCAUUUCACUCUUUUCUCCCCAGUUUCUCUUCAGUUGACUUUCUAUUUUCCAUCCGUCUCUUUUUUUUCCUGUCAGUUUGGGUUUCUCUUCUGUAUAAUAAUAUUAAUCCUCUAGUUCUCUGAUUCUUUGACUUAUUGCUCUGUUCUCUUACGUGCUACACGUGUUUCUCUAACUUCAAGAAAAAUGUGUUAAGGUGUUAUCAAUAAAAUGAGUUUAAAUAGAAA